Messenger RNA from Rhizophagus irregularis DAOM 181602=DAOM 197198, 992 nucleotides. RefSeq lists its product as uncharacterized. The record is from RefSeq and is a predicted model, not a curated record. Lineage: Eukaryota; Fungi; Glomeromycota; Glomeromycetes; Glomerales; Glomeraceae.
CAAGAUAUGGAGUCAGUCAGAAGAUCAACAAGAAAACGGAAAUGUGUUGAUUACAACGACAACUACGUUACCCCAACUGGCGCUGUUAAUAACUUAAAUUCUCCAGAUUAUAACUCUUUACAAGGUUCACCACGUAUGUCCACCCAAAAAACGCCUCGUAAUGGCGAGAACGUGGCUUCAUUGGAACAUGCCCAAACGAAGAAAAAGAAAAAACUAAGUUUGGGUAAAAAUAAAUCUGGAACAUCAAACAAAGAUAAUAAAGAAAGUGAACUUAAUGAGAGAUAUGAAGGGGCCCAAGAAGUAAAUAUGGUAGUUAUUGUAGAAAAAACGCCUACUAUUGAUAGUGUUAAAGGCGACGAUUUAUUUGACGAUGGCGAAUUAAGCGAUCCUCCCGAUUUAGACAAGAACUUAGAAAGUGAUAACAACUUUAAACUUCAAGACAAACAAAACAAAAAAACGCCGGCUGUAAAACUAAAUGAUGAUACAGACGAUGAUACAUUUGCUUUUGAUGAUACUGAUGAUGGAAGUGAUUAUGAAGAAGGUUGUAAAAGUAAAUCAAAAAAGAAGAGUCUAAAUACGGGAAGAAAAGAAAAGUCGGCACCGGCAAAAGAAAAUGACGGAGCUAAAAAACGCAAGGACAAGAAACAAAUUGUCUCAACAAUGAAAACAACAAAUAUUUCUACACCACUUCAAACUAAAAACGCCUUGGGAGGAUUAAAGAGGAAAGCAAUAGGGAAAUCAAAUCCUCUAACACCAAAGUUUACUUCUGAUUCAAAGCCUUUUUCUGGACCCUUAAGUAAAGCACCUACUUUAGGUUUGUCACGCAAGUUGAAAGUAAAAUCACUCCACCCUUACUUAAAGAAACAAUGAUUUAUUUCAGGCAUGUAUUUUUUGAAAAUUGAUAACUGUUGAUAUAAUAUCAAUUAUUAACAGGUUGAAUAAAAUAGCAAUAUAAAUUCAUUUUUUUUUCUCAAAUUUUAUAAUAUUCAUGU